AUGGAGACGGAGACAGGCAAGGGCGCUACUGCUCCCCCUGCAGAAUCUAGUGGGGUCGAACAAGAUACCGCAGCCGUUGGCGCGCCCGCCGACCAGCCGCCCAAGACUAAUGCGAACGCGACUUCGAAUGCGAACGGCGAAGAUCAGCCGGCCAACGGCCAGAAAGCGAACCCGAAGGAUCCGUCAAGACCGAGGAGGAAGAAGGCGCGGCGCGCCUGUUUUGCUUGUCAGCGGGCGCAUCUAACGUGCGGUGAUGAGAGACCAUGUCAACGCUGCAUCAAGCGCGGGCUCCAAGAUGCCUGCCAUGAUGGGGUUCGCAAGAAGGCCAAGUACCUGCAUGACGCGCCAGACGGCGCUCUGAUGCCUGGGAUCGGCGGCAAUAAUUUCUACAACAACAAUUCAAUGUCGAACGGUGUCCCAUCGGGUGGCAUAAAUAUGAAUGGCGCGAAUACCGUCAAUUCAGCGGCGAGUACGCAGAAUUCGAGCGCAAACUUCUAUCCUACUCCGCAGUCGAACUACAGCUUAUACCAGGAGAAUCCGAUCAACCACCAAAACUCUUUCCCAUCGCAAUCGCCGGUGUCCCCGACCUUUAGCUUGAAGACCAACCCAACCCCUCGCAAUACCGCACCUAACAACAACAAUAAUAAUGCCUUAACGUCUUCGAUGCCCCAACCCGCGACCACUGGUGUGUCGAAUGCACCCAACCAGAGCCAGAAUCCGUUCGCCGGCCCGUUCUUCGACCCCAGUGAUCCGGCUCUUUUCAACUUUGAUCUGUCGAGUAUGAAUUUUGAAAACCGAUAUGGUGCGCUGGAGUUCGGUAUGCUUGGACACAUGGCUACUGGGGCUGGCGACUCUCCAGACUCUGGCACCCACAGAGGAUCGAUGGGCCGCAGCGGUUCGACGCAGUUUGCGUCUACGCCUAUUGGAGGAACUACGACGUUCGGCGAGAGCCCGCAGAAUCAGCAGCCAUUCAUGUUCGGGGAUCCGCUAUUGAACGAGUGGCCGAGUGGACAGACCUCGGGCCAACCGCACGUGAAUGUCGGCGUAUAUCCGCAGUCUAGCCAGGGCAACGUGAUACCGGGACAUCUGUCUAAGCCUGAUGCGCCUCACGCUUUCGCAAUUGAAAGUGGACCGAACAACUUCACUAGCCCGGGCGCGGCGACGAGCCCGCAGAUCAACAGCGGCGGAUAUGAAGAUGCGAACGCGUUUAACAAUGUUGUGACGAAGUCUAAUGGACUAUCUGUGAACGGACAGCAACGUCCUCCGACCAUUUCUACACCGAGUUUGAAGCACCAAAGCCUGCAGAUGAACAAACGACGUCACCGCAAUCCAUCGGCAGUCUACGAAAGCGUCAAGGAGCCGUACGCGUAUACCAGUCGCUUCCAUAGCCUAACGGCGUUUAUUCAACGGCGCUUCUCGCCGCAGAAGACACUGCAGAUUGCCAAAGCCCUGGCAUCUAUUCGACCUUCAUUUAUUGCAACAACCAAAACACUAAACCGGGAUGAUCUUAUCUUUAUGGAGAAGUGCUUUCAGCGGACACUCUGGGAGUAUGAGGAUUUCAUCAACGCUUGCGGCACACCGACCAUUGUUUGCCGGCGCACUGGCGAGGUUGCAGCUGUUGGGAAAGAAUUUAGCAUCUUGACGGGAUGGAAGAAAGAGGUAUUACUAGGAAAGGAGCCGAAUUAUAAUGUCAACACAGGUGGUUCAUCGGCCGCAAAUUCCCGAAACAUCACGCCACGUAGCUCCGUUGAAAGCACUGGCCGUCCUCAUCCGGUGUUUCUGGCGGAACUGUUGGACGAUGACAGCGUGGUAGAAUUUUACGAAGACUUUGCGCGAUUAGCAUUCGGGGAUUCGCGCGGCAGCGUGACAACGCGCUGCAAAUUGCUCAAAUACAAAACAAAAGAGGACAUGGAAGCGGCACAGUCCGAUGACAACGGGCAGCGGUGGAACAACCACCUGCGUAAGGGGGGAAUUGCGAACGAGGCCGGGAUGAACCAGUUAGGAUUCAAAGAUGGCAAAGUCGAGUGCGCCUACUGCUGGACAGUCAAGCGCGACGUGUUCGACAUCCCUAUGUUAAUAGUGAUGAACGUGCGUCUUCCUCUUCCCUGA
This is a messenger RNA of Aspergillus nidulans FGSC A4, 2109 nucleotides long. Its product is annotated as protein acuK. Gene Ontology annotation, molecular function: DNA-binding transcription factor activity, RNA polymerase II-specific; zinc ion binding. Gene Ontology annotation, cellular component: nucleus. Lineage: Eukaryota; Fungi; Ascomycota; Eurotiomycetes; Eurotiales; Aspergillaceae. The record is from RefSeq and is a predicted model, not a curated record. The transcript is spliced from 2 exons. Gene Ontology annotation, biological process: regulation of DNA-templated transcription; regulation of transcription by RNA polymerase II. The coding region runs from base 1 to 2109 and encodes 702 amino acids.